UAGAAAUCCGGCAGAGCCUCCGCUUGGACUUUGGGUCAGUCAGCGCCAGUCCAUCACUGAACAGCUUAAAACAGCCGUCACCAUCAAACUCCAUCCUAGCAGACCAUGGCCACACAACUCAGAUAGAGAGAUUGCGGUCUCGUGGUAUACAGCGCUCUACAGGCAAGCUACAGAUUUCCCCAGAAGAAUCUUUUGAAUUCACCUCAGAGGACUUGAGAGAUCUGGGAGAAAUGGGUCGAGGAAACUAUGGUUUUGUUAACAAGAUGAUCCAUGAGAAAAGUGGCACAAUUAUGGCAGUCAAGAGAAUCAGGUCAACGGUAGAAGAAAGAGACCAGAAGCAGCUGUUGAUGGAUUUGGAUGUGGUCAUGAGAAGCAAUGAGUGCCCAUAUAUUGUACAGUUUUAUGGGGCAUUAUUUAAAGAGGGUGACUGCUGGAUCUGUAUGGAGCUAAUGGAUAUCUCUCUAGACAAGUUUUACAAAUUUGUUUAUGGUCAUUUGGGUACAUUCAUUCCUGAGAAUAUUUUGGGCAAGAUCACAGUGGCAACGGUCAAGGCUUUGAAUUACCUGAAAGAAAAAUUGAAAAUCAUACACAGAGAUGUGAAGCCCUCAAAUAUUCUGCUGGACAGAAAGGGCAACAUUAAACUGUGUGACUUUGGUAUCAGUGGUCAUUUAGUGGACUCAAUUGCCAAAAGUCGAGAUGCUGGAUGUCGCCCAUACAUGGCGCCUGAAAGAAUUGAUCCGAAAGCUUCCAGCCGCGGCUAUGAUGUCAGAUCAGACGUGUGGAGUCUUGGCAUAACGCUAAUGGAGUUAGCAACUGGCAAGUUCCCUUAUCCAAAAUGGCAGAGUGUAUUUGACCAGUUACAGCAGGUAGUACAAGGCUCCGCGCCCAGGUUACCCAGUGAUAACAGAUUUUCCGCUGAGUGCAUCAACUUCAUCAACACAUGUUUGACGAAAGAGGACAAACAACGACCAAAAUAUAACAAAUUGUUGGAAGACCCAUUCAUCAAAAGAUUUGAAGUGGAAGAAGUUGAUGUGGCAACAUAUGUUUGUUCGAUACAUGAUGAAAUCUUGAAGUUAUCACCCAGCCCUUCUGCUUGCGAGCAGCCUCUAUCUUAA
This is a messenger RNA of Candidula unifasciata, 1115 nucleotides long. The record is from the annotation of a GenBank genome assembly. Lineage: Eukaryota; Metazoa; Mollusca; Gastropoda; Stylommatophora; Geomitridae.